Molecule: messenger RNA, 1216 nt
Organism: Cavia porcellus (domestic guinea pig)
Lineage: Eukaryota; Metazoa; Chordata; Mammalia; Rodentia; Caviidae
Gene: Psph
Product: phosphoserine phosphatase
Exons: 6
Coding region: 253-930 (225 amino acids)
Biological process (GO): L-serine biosynthetic process; dephosphorylation
Cellular component (GO): cytoplasm
Molecular function (GO): magnesium ion binding; L-phosphoserine phosphatase activity
Source: RefSeq, a predicted model, not a curated record
CGGGGCCGUCCCGGGGCGGGGCCCAGGCUUCCUCCAGGCCGGCAGUGCAGAGCUGAGGCCGGUGUCUGCAGUUCAGCAGAGCACCUGCAAAGCUGCUCGGAAAGCGCCCCAGGGAUCCCCAGAUCUCACCCGAGCGCCGGGCGAGGGCUGCAGCACCGGCCCGGGUCCAAGUCGCCCGCUCCAGCUCCGUCCGCCUCGGCCCGUGCCGCGGGGAAGUCGCAGCCGUGGGCCACGGCAAAGAUUCUUCCAAGCAUGGUUUCCCACUCGGAGCUGAGGACGCUGUUCUGUGCGGCGGAUGCCGUGUGCUUCGACGUGGACAGCACGGUGAUCAGGGAGGAGGGCAUCGAUGAGCUGGCCAAGUUCUGUGGCGUGGAGGACGCAGUGUCGGAAAUGACUCGGCGGGCCAUGGGCGGGGCAGUGCCCUUCCAAGUCGCGCUGGCCGAGCGCCUGGCACUGAUCCAGCCGUCCAGGGAGCAGGUCCAGAGGCUGCUGGCUGAGCACCCACCACACCUGACCCCCGGUGUGAGGGAGCUGAUAAGUCGCUUGCAGGAGCGUGGCGUCCAGGUUUUCCUCAUCUCUGGUGGCUUCAGGAGUAUCGUAGAGCACGUUGCCUCAAAGCUCAAUAUCCCAGCAGCCAAUGUGUUUGCCAACAGGCUAAAAUUCUACUUUAACGGUGAAUACGCGGGUUUUGAUGAGACACAGCCAACAGCCGAAUCUGGUGGGAAAGGGAAAGUAAUCAAAUUUUUAAAGGAAAAAUUUCAUUUUAAGAACAUAGUCAUGGUUGGAGAUGGUGCCACAGACAUGGAAGCCUGCCCGCCUGCUGAUGUUUUCAUUGGAUUUGGAGGAAAUGUGAUCAGGCAACAAGUAAAGGACAAUGCCCAGUGGUACAUCACUGAUUUUGUGGAGCUCUUGGGAGCCCUGGAAGAAUAAUGUACACUUUUAUGCACCUUGUAACAACUUUCGAUCAACUUUUAAAAGUUACAUAGCUUGACACUGCUGGCUUGCACUGCCAAGGAGGACUUGGUAAAGUUGAUUCUCUGCACAUUCAAGUAAACAGUAGGACUCCUCAUAAAGGGUGGGAUUUGAAAACAUAGUUCAGUGUUUUGGUAGGACAAGUCCCUGGGGAAUUUCAUCAUCUGGAUUCUUCUAUAUUAACACUAGAUGUAUUUUACUUGAAGCCUUUGAGAGGCAUAUAAUAAACUAAAUAUUUCCAUUC